UUCAGACUCUCAAGUCUGCACUCCAGAGAGGAAACUGUCGGCAGAGCAGAGCUCCACAAUAUCCGCUCGAGGAAAUAACCUAAUUUACAUCAACCAAGCCACCAAAGCGGCGGCGCUCCACCUCAUUCUGCCGAACGAGAUGCAGCGACACCGCCGCUCCGGCAAGUCCCUUGCCCUCAAUCUCUUCAUUGUACUUUUUGCUUCUCUUCUGGUCUCCGCACUCUCUCUCCAACAACUAUCCAACACACAUUGGCUUCCCGCCACCGCUACUUGGUACGGCAGCCCCGACGGCGAUGGCAGUGACGGUGGGGCAUGUGGGUAUGGGUCACUAGUGGAUGUACGGCCAUUAAGGGCGAGAGUAGGAGCUGUGAGUCCCAUUCUCUUUAAAGAUGGAGAAGGUUGCGGAGCUUGUUACAAGGUGAAAUGCCUAGAUGAAGAGAUAUGUUCGAGGAGAGCCGUUACUAUAAUCGUCACGGAUGAGUGCCCAGGUGGGUACUGUUCGGGUGGUCGUACUCAUUUCGACCUCAGCGGCGCUGCUUUUGGCCGGAUGGCCGUUGCUGGUAACAAUGGGCAGCUCAGAAAUCGAGGCGAGAUCUCAGUCAUCUACCGCAGGACUCCGUGCAAGUACCCAGGGAAGAACAUUGCCUUCCAUGUGAAUGAAGGCUCAACAGAGUACUGGCUAUCACUACUAGUAGAGUUUGAAGAUGCAGAUGGAGACGUUGGAACAAUGCACAUAAGAGAAGCGAGUUCAAGUGAGUGGCUAGAGAUGAAGCACUUGUGGGGAGCAACUUGGUGUAUUAUUAAGGGACCCUUACAGGGACCAUUUUCAGUGAAACUAACAACACUAUCGACAGGUCGAACUCUCUCUGCAAGAGAUGUUAUACCAAGGAAUUGGUCUCCCAAGGCCACUUACACCUCACGCCUUAACUUCUUCUGACCCUAUCAAGAGAAGAGAUCAUCAACAAAGUAGAUUGGGUAUAUAUAAAAGAACCCUGUAAAGAAGGGGAGAAAAAGUAGCCGUUGUUGUCGGUUUGCUUUUACAAAGGAAAAGUAGCCGUUGGAAACUGUAAAAGGGGCAUCCGAUGCUACUGAGUCCAUUUGGUUUAUUUCUCUUAUCUUUGUGAAAUUCUGUGGCUUUUGCCGGUAACUUUGUAAGAGUGUCUAGUAGUGGAAGAUCCGUAGCCCUCUCCAAAGGAGAGAGAGCGUUGUCGUUUUAUGUUCGUGUUUUGAUCCAUUAAUGCACUUGUUUGUUUUAUGGGAAAA
This is a messenger RNA of Macadamia integrifolia, 1263 nucleotides long. Its product is annotated as expansin-B3-like. Lineage: Eukaryota; Viridiplantae; Streptophyta; Magnoliopsida; Proteales; Proteaceae. The transcript is spliced from 4 exons. Gene Ontology annotation, biological process: sexual reproduction. The coding region runs from base 140 to 937 and encodes 265 amino acids. Gene Ontology annotation, cellular component: extracellular region; plasmodesma. The record is from RefSeq and is a predicted model, not a curated record.